AAAACAUAAGCGAGGCGUGCGCUCGACAUUGGCCCAAAAAAAGAAGUCCAAAACAAUUGGAGACAGCGAGACAUGGCAGAUCCAGUAGUAGCAUCACACCUGAGCUUAGUGCUCAAAGCUCACCCCACUAUUUCUUCGCCUUCCCAAUUUUUACUGCAACAACACUCAAAGCCAAUGGCUUCCUCUCUCAACAGCGCCGCCUCUUUGCGUCUCUUCGCUUCUUCUUCUUCCUCUUCCUCCGCCGCCGCUAGACUUUCUCUCCGUUCCACUUCCCUUUCUUUCUCUUCUUCUCUCAAAUCCCUCGCUUUCUCUACUCUUUCUCGCCACAAGAGGGGAUCGGCUGUCAGUGUGUCGAGUACCGGAGGGUUUAGCUCUGUAGCCAGUCCGAAAUGCGCUGCUUCGGAUCCUGAUCAGUUGAAGAGUGCUAGAGAAGAUAUCAAGGAGCUUCUCAAAUCCAAAUUCUGCCAUCCUAUUCUGGUUCGUCUAGGGUGGCACGAUGCUGGUACCUACAACAAGAACAUUGAGGAAUGGCCACGAAGGGGUGGUGCCAAUGGAAGUCUUAGGUUUGAAGUCGAGCUGAAACAUGCAGCAAAUGCUGGUCUUGUCAAUGCAUUGAAUCUUCUUCAGCAUAUCAAGGACAAGUACUCUGGUGUAACUUAUGCGGAUUUGUUCCAGUUGGCUAGUGCGACUGCUAUUGAGGAGGCUGGGGGACCCAAAAUUCCAAUGAAAUAUGGAAGAGUUGAUGUCUCUCGUCCUAAUGAGUGUCCUGAAGAGGGCAGGCUACCUGCUGCUGGACCCCCUUCGCCUGCCGAUCAUCUGCGAGAGGUUUUCUACCGAAUGGGAUUGAAUGACAAGGAAAUAGUUGCAUUAUCUGGUGCACACACGCUUGGGAGGUCCAGACCAGAUCGUAGUGGUUGGGGUAAACCAGAAACCAAGUAUACGAAAGAUGGACCAGGAGCACCAGGAGGACAAUCCUGGACAGUGCAAUGGUUGAAGUUUGACAAUUCAUACUUCAAGGACAUCAAAGCUAAAAGAGAUGAAGAUCUGCUUGUGUUGCCAACUGAUGCUGUUCUUUUUGAAGAUCCCUCUUUCAAGGUAUAUGCUGAGAAAUAUGCUGAAGAUCAAGAGACAUUCUUCAAGGAUUAUGCAGAAGCCCAUGCCAAACUUAGCAACCUUGGGGCCAAAUUUAACCCUCCAGAGGGCAUUGUUUUAGAUGAUGGUCCCAGAUAAGGUGCUGCACCAUAAAAGUUUGUGGCCGCCAAGUGCUCUGACAUGAAAGGAUUAAAAAGAAAGACAAGUCUCUUGGUUAUUGAAGUGGGGUCGUGUGUUAUAAUAAUACAAGGUCACAUGUUACAACUUUUUUCAAAGUCCAAAACUGAAAGAGGAAAGAGAAAAUAAAAUUCAGUUCGAGUGCUUUUGAAUUGCAGAGAGAGAAGCAGAAGAUUGGAGUAGUAGAGGAAGCAUUUGGUGGAAGCCCCGAUGAGGCUCUACCAACCAACUAUUGGUUAUCAUAGACAUUUCUUCUUGCUUCUUAUUAUCAUUGUCAGCAGUGUUUGAAACUGAACUCAUUUAAUGGUAGUAGGAGCAUUUUGUUUUUAAUUUCCUUUUUUGCUCUCAUGCUGCUUGUCUAAUAUCUAUUUGGACGUUUGUUGAAAUUGGUUCAUGAGCAUCUAAUGUUAUUUCUCCCAGGUUUAUUUAA
Messenger RNA from Gossypium raimondii (Peruvian cotton), 1699 nucleotides. RefSeq names its product probable L-ascorbate peroxidase 6, chloroplastic/mitochondrial. Lineage: Eukaryota; Viridiplantae; Streptophyta; Magnoliopsida; Malvales; Malvaceae. The transcript is spliced from 12 exons. Gene Ontology annotation, molecular function: heme binding; peroxidase activity. The coding region runs from base 73 to 1230 and encodes 385 amino acids. The record is from RefSeq and is a predicted model, not a curated record. Gene Ontology annotation, biological process: cellular response to oxidative stress; hydrogen peroxide catabolic process; response to reactive oxygen species.